AUGAACAGGAGACUGGCCUUCGACAAUCGUCUGUGCUACGAGCGCGAUGUGAUCCGGCAGCAAGCGCUCCACCAGCGCAAGCUCGAGCAAAUGGUACCUACGAGCCACUCUCCGUCACGGGUGUACCUGGACAGCAAUGCACCCGUGCCUCAGCCGCACCUGGCCACCAACGCCAAGCGACAGCAGAUCGAGCGGGACCGACAGCUCGACAUUUACCACCAGAACCAGCGUCUAGCCAACAAGAUGGACCAGAUCAUGAACCGCCAGGAGAACGUUGUACUGGCUGCCUCCUCCUCGGCUGCCAGAACGAGGUUAGCUCCUCGCAGUCACCCCAAACCUGGCGAGCCUUUGAUGCCGAGAGUUCCAGUGGGAGGUGAUGCAACGUCUCGAGCGAAUACGCCUGGGACAACCCGCUCACCUCGAUAUCAAUUGCCCAGGAAGCCUGUACACAGUCCAGCUCACAUGCACAUGCCUGGAAUUCGGCUCGACGCGACGCAGACCCCUCUUCUGGAUUGCCACCUAUCGCCCGAGUAUGCGAUGGGUCGAGGAGAUGCCUGCAAGAAGCCGACGCUCGUGAAUCGCGCUGUUCAACGACGUCGACAGAAUGCUAUCGACCAGGAAAACCGGCGACUGAAGGAGAGACUGGCACAUCUGAAGCCGUACUACAACACCAAGAAGUGGGAUGGCGAGUGGCAGCAGCAUGCGCACAAGUUCAGCCACGUGCAUCAGGACGCCACGGUCGGAUACCUGUUGCCGCACCCCAAGACGCCAGCCAAAAAACUGUUGGCUUCGCCUUCACGAGGAGAAAACCCGCACGUCCGGGAACUUCCGCCUUGCUUACUGUUGGAGGCCACGACGCGACAAGGAGUUGAGGUGUUGCUGGAUGAGCUGCAGAUCGAGCUAACCCGAUCUGGCAUCGCUGAGCUCGGAGAUCGUGGACUGCUGAUUCGUGGGUCCUGGAAAGACGGUAUUCUCGGUGAAUUUCUGGUGGAUCACGACAAGCUGGUGCAAGUCGCUCAGAUUGUGGACGACCUCGAGAUCAUGAUUAAGCUCGAGACGGUGUCACAAGUACCGAAAGCUGGAAAUGUUCCAAGUCUCUCAUCAUUGUUGACCGACGACGAGCUUCAGAAACUUUUGGUUGGAGUGGUGCAACAAUUGCGCUUCCAGGUGGCUCCGACUCCACCGAAUACCGCAUCAAGCUCGCUACUGUUAAUUUCCUGGGUACUACCGAUACGAGGGUCGAACGAUCGCGGCGGUUUCCAAUCUGGUAGCUUUAAUUCUCCACGGGAGCGUUUGCGACCGCGAACAUGCCCGUCGACGAUUGUGAGCGAGAGUGAAGGCCCGAAAUACAGCUCCGACCAGCCAGGUCAAGAUUACCAAUACGACUUUGACGGUGGUGGCCAAAUGUUUGGCGCUGAAGCAGACACAGAUCCCCUCGGGAUCGACUGGGCCGUUAGAUUCAAGAUGGCGGCGCUCCUGAACUUAGACGGUCGACGUUGGCGCAUGGUACUGCGCAAAGGAUUGGUGAUGUACCUCAUCUCCUCGUGGUUUGAAGAGGAGACGGGGGUGCACACAAUUAGAACGGUCGGUGUUGGGGCAGCCAGCGACACUGAUGUACCGUUAGUUGAGAUUUCGUACGAUAUCGGCGAGAUGCAAGAGCUACUUCGACAACUUGAAGGAGGUACGCUAACUGUACCAGCACUGCUGAAGAAAACAGUGAUGCCAUUACUUCCUUAG
Phytophthora sojae is the source of this 1737-nucleotide messenger RNA. RefSeq lists its product as hypothetical. The transcript is spliced from 4 exons. Lineage: Eukaryota; Oomycota; Peronosporomycetes; Peronosporales; Peronosporaceae. The record is from RefSeq and is a predicted model, not a curated record. The coding region runs from base 1 to 1737 and encodes 578 amino acids.